AUGGACAAUAAGGACUUUGAAGUCACAGCACCACCAACGGAUGGUGUAUCCUGCUUAGCAUUCUCACCCACAGCUGAUAUAUUAGCUGUUGGCAGCUGGGAUAAUAAUGUUAGAAUAUAUGAAGUACAGCCAACUGGACAGACAAUACCUAAAUUUAUGUAUUCGCAUGAGCAACCCGUUCUCUCCUUAUGCUGGACCAAGGAUGGUGGUAAAUUAAUCUCAGCUGGUGCGGAUAAUGCAGCUAGAAUGUUUGAUUUGUCAAACCCACAAAAUGGACAGUCAUCACAAGUUGCACAACACGACAAACCAAUCAAAUGCGUUAGAUGGAUAGAAACUCCUACGGGUGGUAUCCUAGCAACUGGUUCUUGGGAUAAAACCAUAAAGUACUGGUCAUUGGGAAAUCCUACCCCAGUUGGCACUGUACAACUCCCAGAAAGACUCUACUCUAUGGACGUCGUAUAUCCACUUCUGGUAGCUGCUACUGCUGAACGCAGAAUCGUCAUUAUCAAUCUCAGUCAACCAACGACAAUAUUUAGAGAACUUGAAAGUCCACUUAAAUGGCAGACUAGAGUGAUUUCCUGUUUCCCAUCCGGUGAUGGUUAUGCAGUUGGUUCUAUUGAAGGAAGAGUAGCUAUACAAUAUGUGAAUGAAAAAGAUCAUGCCCAGAACUUUUCAUACAAAUGUCACAGAUCUAAAGACGGUAAAGAGAUUUACCCAGUAAACGAUAUCACAUUCCACCAACAACAUGGUACAUACUCAACUUGUGGAUCCGAUGGUUCUAUAUCAUUCUGGGAUAAAGAUUCAAAGACAAGACUGAAAAAUCUCGAAAUAAACCAAGGACCAAUUCCAUGCACGGCAUUCAACGCAGCAGGUACAAUUUUUGCAUAUGCACUCUCAUAUGAUUGGUCUAAAGGAUUCUCAAAGCAACCACCACAACCAUUGGUUAAGAUUAUGCUACAUGCUACCAAUGACGAAGAAGUAAAGCGUCGCCCACCAAAGAAAUAAACUUAUUAUUAAUUUAUGCCUACGUUUAAAGUGUCUCCAAAAUAUAGUUAAUAUAAAUAUCUGAAAAUAGG
This is a messenger RNA of Wallemia mellicola CBS 633.66, 1076 nucleotides long. Its product is annotated as WD40 repeat-like protein. Gene Ontology annotation, biological process: transcription-dependent tethering of RNA polymerase II gene DNA at nuclear periphery; RNA export from nucleus. The transcript is spliced from 8 exons. NCBI's taxonomy places the organism in Eukaryota, Fungi, Basidiomycota, Wallemiomycetes, Wallemiales, Wallemiaceae. The record is from RefSeq and is a predicted model, not a curated record. Bases 1 to 1005 code for a protein of 334 amino acids. Gene Ontology annotation, cellular component: nuclear pore. Gene Ontology annotation, molecular function: ubiquitin binding; RNA binding.